Humulus lupulus (European hop) is the source of this 2029-nucleotide messenger RNA. RefSeq names its product bifunctional 3-dehydroquinate dehydratase/shikimate dehydrogenase, chloroplastic-like. NCBI's taxonomy places the organism in Eukaryota, Viridiplantae, Streptophyta, Magnoliopsida, Rosales, Cannabaceae. Gene Ontology annotation, molecular function: shikimate 3-dehydrogenase (NADP+) activity; 3-dehydroquinate dehydratase activity. The transcript has 10 exons. Bases 283 to 1845 code for a protein of 520 amino acids. Gene Ontology annotation, biological process: shikimate metabolic process; chorismate biosynthetic process. The record is from RefSeq and is a predicted model, not a curated record.
UUUCUUUUUAAUCCUCUGUUCUGUUGCUCUUCCCUACCCCACCCACCUAUUCAUUUAUCCACUAUUGGUCCACCAACUUUCUGUGCCAACUUUUUUUAAGAUUGCUGAUAUUAUUUUUGCAAUUCAAGUAAAUCCCAUAAAUAUUUACUUUGACUCCUUAUAAAUUCUUGCUUUAAAUAGUGCCUUUGGUCAGUUUUUCUGGUGUUGUACUAUUUUCUGUUUUUCCAUUAAAGUCAGCAACAAAGAGUUGAGCUCCUUUCACCAUUGGGGUUGGAUUUGAUAAUGGGAAGUGUUGGAAUGAAGAAAGCUUCAACCUUGAUAUGUGCUCCAUUAAUGGCUAAAUCUGCUGAGGAAAUGGUGAGGGGCAUGCGCCAGGCUAAGGCUCAAGGCGCUGAUGUUGUUGAGAUCAGGCUGGACUGCAUUAACAACUUUCAUCCUCACAAAGACCUUGAAAUCAUCUUGAAAGAUAAACUGUUGACAACCCUUAUCGUUUAUCGGCCAAAGUGGAAUGGUGGUUUGUAUGAAGUUGAUGAACAUGUUCGAAUGGAGGCACUUCAUCUGGCAAAAGAGUUGGGAGCUGAUUAUGUGGAGUUUGAGCUCGAGGUGGCCUCUAAGUUUAUGGAAGAACACAGAACGAGUUCUAGCAGAGGUAGUAAAAAUAUUGUGUCCUGUUAUGUGAACGGAGAGACCCCUUCAGAAGAAGACCUGAAAAAUAUUAUUGCAAGUAUGCAAGAAACAGGAGCAGAUAUGAUCAAAUUAGUCACUAAUGCAGCUGAUAUCACAGAAAUACCAAGAAUUUUUAAUCUCCUCUCAAGUUGCCAGGUACCACUGAUUGCAUACUCUUCUGGGGACAGAGGUCUUAUAAGCCAAAUAUUGUCCCCAAAAUAUGGUGGGUUCAUGGUGUAUGGCUCUAUGGAGGGAGAUUCUAUACCAGGUUUACCUACCUUAGCUAGCCUUAGAGAAGUGUAUAAAGUUGACUGCAUAAACAAGGAUACUAAAGUUUUUGGGCUUAUUUCCAAACCUGUUGGUCAUAGCAAAGGUCCUAUAUUGCACAAUCCUGUCAUUAGACAUGUUAAUUUCAAUGGAGUUUAUGUUCCAAUGUUCGUCGAUGAUCUUCAGAAAUUCUUCAGCAUCUAUCCGAGCCCUGACUUUGCUGGAUUUAGUGUUGGAAUUCCAUACAAGGAAGCUGUAAUUGGAUUUUGUGAUGAAGUCCAUCAACUUGCUCAGUCUAUAGAUGCUGCUAAUACAAUUAUAAGGAGGCCUAUUGAUGGAAAGCUGGUUGGUUAUAACACAGAUUGUGAGGCUGCAAUAACUGCAAUUGAGGAUGCUCUAAUCAAAGCUCAGAGAUGCACUAAUGGAAGAGCAUCUUUGGAUUCUCCACUUAAUGGCAAGUUGUUUGUGCUGGUUGGAGCUGGUGGAGCAGGAAGAGCUUUAGCAUUUGGUGCCAAAAGUAGAGGAGCUCAUGUAGUAGUUUUCGACAUUGAUUUUGACAGAGCAAAGUCUCUUGCUUGUGCUGUAACUGGUGAAGUAAGGCAUUUCAAAGAAUUAGCCAAGUUCCAGCCAGAGAAAGGAGCAAUUCUGGCCAAUGCAACACCUCUAGGAAUGCACCCAAAUACAGAUCGAAUUCCUGUUUCUGAGGCAAGCUUGGCAGAUUAUGAGCUUGUAUUUGACUCGGUUUACACACCCAAGAAAACCAGAUUAUUGAAAGAAGCUGAAACAGCCGGUGCUAUCAUUGUCAGUGGAGUCGAAAUGUUCCUUAGACAAGCCAUUGGGCAGUUCAAUCUCUUCACAGAAGGAGAAGCUCCUGAAGAAUUGAUGCGUGAGAUUAUUUGGAGCAAGUUUUAAUGGUCUUCAUCAAUGGAAAUACACAAUUUAAUAUGUAUCAGAUAUUCAUCUGAUUAUGCAUAUGCUGAUAAAUCAUGGAAAUUUCAAGGCAAAAAUGUACAAGUUUCCAUGAAGUUUUUUUUAUAUUUAUCAUUGUUAUGCUAUUAAUAUUUAUGAAUACAAAAUUGUAUCUUAUAUACCAAAA